UGCCCGUCGCUCAAGGAGAUCCGCGACCAGGCCAACUGCGGCAGCUGCUGGGCCUUCGGGUCCACGGAGGCCAUGACGGACCGCAUGUGCAUCGCGUCCAACGGCACGGUGACGACGCACCUCAGCGCCCAGGACGUCACGUCCUGCGACAAGCUCGGCGACAUGGGCUGCAACGGCGGCAUCCCGAGCUCCGUCUACUCGUACUGGGCCCUCUCGGGCAUCGUCGACGGCGGCAACUACGGCGACAAGAGCGGCUGCUGGUCCUACCAGCUCGAGCCCUGCGCGCACCACGUCAACAGCUCCAAGUACCCGGCGUGCCCCGACGAGGUCCGGGCGCCCAAGUGCGCGCGCAAGUGCGAGUCCGAGGACAAGGACUGGACCAAGGCCAAGGUCAAGGGCGAGAAGGGCUACUCCGUCUGCCAGCAGGGCGAGCUCGAGGGCACGUGCGCCAUCAAGAUGGCCGCGGACAUCUACCAGAACGGGCCCAUCACGGGCAUGUUCUUCGUGAAGCAGGACUUCCUCGCCUACAAGUCGGGCGUCUACGAGCCCAAGCUCCUCUCGCCGCCGCUCGGCGGCCACGCGAUCAAGAUCAUGGGCUUCGGCACGGAGGACGGCAAGGACUACUGGCUCGUGGCCAACUCGUGGAACGAGGACUGGGGCGACGACGGCUACUUCAAGAUCAUCCGCGGCAAGAACGCGUGCCAGAUCGAGGACCCGGUCAUCAACGGCGGGCCCGUCGCCGGCCACCCCAAGUCGGCCUAG
Aureococcus anophagefferens is the source of this 762-nucleotide messenger RNA. RefSeq lists its product as hypothetical. Gene Ontology annotation, molecular function: cysteine-type endopeptidase activity. Gene Ontology annotation, cellular component: lysosome. Lineage: Eukaryota; Pelagophyceae; Pelagomonadales; Pelagomonadaceae. The record is from RefSeq and is a predicted model, not a curated record. The annotation marks the transcript as partial. The transcript has a single exon.